GAAAACCUCCAACCCUAACCCUAUCCGAAAAGGCGAAAACAACUCCUGAAAGGCUGAAACCAUCAGGAUACCACCCUCUCCGGGCCGGAGCAAUGGCGGGAGCUCGCGCCGCCGUCAUCCCCGUCGCCGCUCCACCUAGAACCAUCAGCGUCUCCCUCGCUGCCUCCCCCUCAUCCUCACACCCGCUUCGUCCGGUGGCCUCCUCCGGUGUGUCCUGCAGCCAGCGCCGUCUCCCCACCGCCGCCGCCGCUCGCAACCACCCGCCGCCGAGCGCCUCCCAUGGCGCCGCUUCUAGGCUGUACGUGAGCGGUCUGUCGUUCCGUACGACCGAGGAGAGCCUACGGAACGCGUUCGAGAGGUUUGGUCAGCUCACUGAAGUUAAUCUUGUGAUGGAAAGAGUAGCGAAGCGGCCGAGAGGCUUCGCUUUCCUGUCUUAUGCCAGUGAGGAGGAAUCCAAGAACGCCAUGGAAGGGAUGCAAGGCAAGUUCCUGGAUGGGAGAGUGAUCUUUGUGGAGGUUGCAAGGCAAAGGAAAGCAGCCCCUCCUGCAGUACAUCAGUUCCUACUCAUCUGUGAACAAAAUAUUAGUAGCAAGCAUCUAUAGUUGCAGUGAUCUACGAGGCUCCAAAAAUUUAUAAGCACAGCCUCGUCAUCUCUCCGUCUGCCUCCUCCUGAGGCGCCUGUGACUUCAGCAGCGCCUCACUAUCAGCAACACAUCUCUUGUACGGCACAAAGCCUCGCCUGCAGUUGGAACCUGGGCUCACACAUUUUCUUGAAUCUGGAGAAGGCACACUGCUUGAGGAUGUAUUUGACUCCGUCCAAGAUCCUUCCCUCUGUAUACCCUUGUAAUCUACAGCUUCAGAAGUUUGGUGUUGAUGCUGUUGAUCUGAGGCUACCACCUGUGGGUUUGAAAACUGGGUGCAAGUAACACCCUCAUUAUGGUAGGUGAAGCAUGGGAGAGCAGAAUGCACGGAGAAAAUUUGUCCGUUAGGAAGAUAAUA
Oryza sativa Japonica Group (Japanese rice) is the source of this 999-nucleotide messenger RNA. RefSeq names its product organelle RRM domain-containing protein 6, chloroplastic. Lineage: Eukaryota; Viridiplantae; Streptophyta; Magnoliopsida; Poales; Poaceae. Gene Ontology annotation, molecular function: RNA binding. Gene Ontology annotation, cellular component: chloroplast. Gene Ontology annotation, biological process: cytidine to uridine editing; chloroplast mRNA modification. The record is from RefSeq and is a predicted model, not a curated record.